AUGAGGUUCCUUGAUCUGGUCCGUCCGGCGAUGUUCCUCAUGCCUGAGGUGGCUUCGCCAGACAGACGAAUCCCAUUCAAGGAGAAGAUACUGUGGACGGCUAUGGCAUUGUUUAUUUACCUUGUCUGUUGCCAAAUACCGCUAUAUGGAAUUGCAACUAACAAGAACGCUGAUCCCUUCUAUUGGAUGCGUGUCAUUCUAGCAUCCAAUCGAGGGACUUUAAUGGAGCUUGGUAUCUCACCAAUCAUCACAUCGGGUAUGGUAAUGCAACUUCUCGCUGGCUCUAAGAUAAUCGAGGUCGACCAGAGUUUGAAGGAAGAUCGUGCCUUGUUCAACGGAGCUCAAAAGUUAUUGGGUAUCCUCAUCACACUAGGAGAGGCAGCAGCUUAUGUGAUGUCUGGCAUGUAUGGUGAUGUUACCGAGAUUGGUGCGGGAAAUGCUCUCCUCAUUAUGAUCCAGCUUUUCUUCGCUGGCGUUAUCGUACUCCUGCUCGAUGAAUUACUGCAGAAAGGCUACGGUCUGGGAUCGGGAAUCUCCCUAUUCAUUGCCACUAAUCUCUGCGAAAAUGUUAUCUGGAAAGCCUUCUCUCCCACGACGUUGAAUACGGGCAAGGGCACCGAGUUCGAAGGUGCUAUUAUCGCUCUCUUCCACUUGCUGAUUACACGCAACGAUAAGCUUCUCGCCUUGAAGGAAGCGUUCUAUCGUUCUACCGCUCCGAAUCUGACUAAUUUGCUCGCCACUGCCAUCGUAUUCUUCGUCGUUAUCUACUUCCAAGGUUUCCAGGUGAAUCUACCCGUGAAGUAUCAAAAGGUUCGUGGUCAGACGGGCUCGUAUCCUAUCAAGCUUUUCUACACCUCCAACAUUCCCAUCAUCCUCCAGACGGCUCUCGUCUCCAACUUGUACUUCUUUUCACAAAUAUUGUACCGAAGAUUCAAGAAUAACAUGAUUGUUAACCUGCUUGGUCAGUGGCAGGAUGUAGAUAUGGCCGGUACCCAGUCGAUCCCUGUUGGUGGUAUAGCCUACUAUAUCUCACCUCCCAACAGCUUCACUGACGCUAUCAGCGAUCCAAUCCAUGUCGUCGUGUAUGUGACAUUUGUGCUCACGAGUUGUGCCCUGUUUGCCAAGACGUGGAUUGAGGUCAGCGGUAGCAGCCCUAAGGAUGUAGCCAAGCAGCUGAGGGAUCAGGAGAUGAUCUUCUCUGGUCACCGUGAUACCUCUCUAUUGCAUGUCUUGAAUAUGUACAUCCCCACCGCUGCUGCAUUCGGAGGUUUGUGUAUUGGUGCUCUCACUAUCUUCGCUGAUAUGCUUGGUGCUAUCGGAUCUGGUACUGGUAUCUUGCUCGCAGUUACCAUUAUAUAUCAGUACUACGAAACAUUGUACAAGGAGAAGGAGCAAGGGAAUAUGCUCUUCUGA
Molecule: messenger RNA, 1413 nt
Organism: Perkinsus marinus ATCC 50983
Lineage: Eukaryota; Perkinsozoa; Perkinsida; Perkinsidae
Product: protein transport protein Sec61 subunit alpha isoform, putative
Exons: 10
Coding region: 1-1413 (470 amino acids)
Biological process (GO): SRP-dependent cotranslational protein targeting to membrane, translocation; post-translational protein targeting to membrane, translocation
Cellular component (GO): Sec61 translocon complex; membrane
Molecular function (GO): signal sequence receptor activity; transmembrane protein transporter activity; ribosome binding
Source: RefSeq, a predicted model, not a curated record